AGUAGCCUUUUCACUUCGCCUUCACUCAGCAUUACAAGCUUUCAAAAUUUGCAAACAUUUAGUUUGGAAAGUGAGGCCUCUGCUGGCAGCUGUGAAGGAACAAUGCCGAGCCUUGUGAACCCGGAGGUGGAGCUGGCGGUCCGAGGCUUCAUUCUCGACCAGGAGAAGAUGGCCGAGGUGGUGGAGCGCAUGACCAAGGAGAUGAAGAUGGGCCUGGCCAAGGACACGCAUCCGCGGGCGGUGAUCAAGUGCUUCGUGAGCUACGUGCAGGACUUGCCCACGGGCAAGGAGCGUGGAAGGUACCUGGCCCUGGAUCUCGGUGGCUCCAACUUCCGGGUGCUGCUGGUCAACCUGCGAGGCGAAAGUGACGUGACCAUCAAUUCGAAGAGCUACGACUUUCCAAAAUCCCUGAUGACUGGAUCGGGCAUUGCUCUCUUCGACUUUUUGGCCGAAUGCCUGGCGGAGUUCUGCAUGGAUCACGGCGUGGCGGAAGAGGGGUUGCCGCUGGGCUUCACCUUCUCGUUUCCCUGCCAGCAGCAGGGACUUUCGAAGGGCACCCUGGUGGCCUGGACCAAGGGCUUCAACUGCGACGGCGUUGUGGGUAAGAACGUGGUGGCUCUCCUCCAGGAGGCCAUCGAGCGCAGGGGCGACAUCAAAAUCAACACGGUGGCGCUGAUCAACGAUACGGUCGGCACCUUGAUGUCCUGCGCCUACUCACGUCCCAAUUGCCGGAUAGGAUUGAUCGUGGGAACUGGCAGUAAUGCCUGCUAUGUGGAGAAGACCGUGAAUGCCGAGUGCUUCGAGGGAUACCAGACGAGUCCCAAGCCCUUCAUGGUCAUCAACUGCGAGUGGGGCGCCUUCGGGGACAAUGGUGUCCUGGAGUUCGUUCGCACCUCCUACGACAAGGUGGUCGACAAGGUGACGCCCAAUCCGGGAAAGCAGACCUUCGAGAAGUGCAUUUCGGGCAUGUAUAUGGGGGAGCUGGUGCGCCUGGUACUCAUUGAAAUGAUUACGAAAGGCGUGAUGUUCCGCGGAGAUAGCUCCCAGAAGAUCUUCCAGCGCUGGAGCUUCAAGAGCGCCUACAUUUCGGACGUCGAAAGCGAUCCACCGGGAGAGUACCGUGCCUGCAAUAAGGUACUCAACGAUCUUGGAAUUAUUGGCAGCCAGGAACCGGAUAAGGAGGCUUUAAAGCUGAUCUGCGAAGCGGUUUCGUCGAGAUCUGCCAAGCUGUGUGCCUGCGGACUGGUCACGAUCAUCAACAAGAUGAACAUCAACGAGGUGGUCAUCGGGAUCGACGGCAGUGUGUACCGCUACCAUCCCAAGUACCACGACAUGCUCCAGUUCCACAUGCGGAAGCUCCUCAAGCCGGGCGUCAAGUUCGAACUGGUGGCUUCGGAGGACGGAUCCGGUAGGGGAGCAGCUCUGGUGGCGGCCACGGCUGUCAGCAGCAAGAACUAUAAAUUAUCAGUCUAACACCAGCACAAUCUGAAAUAUAAACAAGGGAAUCACAAAAUUGUGUUGAAAAAAUAGUACUUUAAUAUUAUUUUGUCCAGUAAAACAUGAUUCCCUAAAAAAUAUUCUUCCAACCUAUUUUAAAAGUAAGAAAUAAACAUGAACCUUUUCUAUCAAGGAUUUCAAAUUUGGCGCCAA
Drosophila ficusphila is the source of this 1650-nucleotide messenger RNA. It is a transcript of the gene Hex-t2, whose product is annotated as hexokinase type 2. The record is from RefSeq and is a predicted model, not a curated record. Gene Ontology annotation, biological process: glucose 6-phosphate metabolic process; intracellular glucose homeostasis; glycolytic process. The transcript has a single exon. Gene Ontology annotation, molecular function: fructokinase activity; mannokinase activity; D-glucose binding. Gene Ontology annotation, cellular component: mitochondrion; cytosol. The coding region runs from base 103 to 1473 and encodes 456 amino acids. NCBI's taxonomy places the organism in Eukaryota, Metazoa, Arthropoda, Insecta, Diptera, Drosophilidae.